AUGGCUAAUACAAGACCUGAUUCUAAUGGUUCACAGUUCUUUAUCAUACUGGUGGAACUGCACCAUGUUGUGUUUGGGAAGGUUAUACAAGGGAUGGACUAUGUGUUCGCCAUUGAAGGUGGAGCUGGUACUUACAGUGACAAACCAAGGAAGAAAGUUGUGAUUGCUGAUUCUGGAGAGAUCCCUAAAGACAAAUGGGAUGAAUAG
This is a messenger RNA of Eruca vesicaria subsp. sativa (arugula), 207 nucleotides long. The record is from the annotation of a GenBank genome assembly. Lineage: Eukaryota; Viridiplantae; Streptophyta; Magnoliopsida; Brassicales; Brassicaceae.